ACACAUAAAGAAGCGUCACGUCGACCAGCAUGAUGCAAGCCCUUCGCGUCGCGGGCGCGCGCAGCCGCCCGAUCCUCCGCCGCCAGCUCAAGGCGCGCGCGUACAUCGCGCCGACGAACCUCUACCAGCAGCCCACGCGCGUUCGCAUGCAGGCGCCGCCGCAGCGCGCGAUCGAGCUCGCCGCGCCUGCGCCCGACAUGUCCAUGUACUGGAAGGCCGGCCAAGGCCUCUUGUCGCUCGGGCUCGUCGUGGCCGCGAGCUCGGACGAUGCGCAGUGCGCGGGCGGCGACGACAAGACGACCGGCGACGCCUUGGCCAAGCUCCAGACGUUCUUGACCGACUUGACGAAGACCGUGCCGACGUCGCCCGAAGACCUUCAAGCGCGUGUGAACGACUUCCUCGCGUCCGGCCAGGGCGGUCAGAUCUCCUGGGGCUUCAUGAUGGGUGCGUGCUCGGGCUUUGCGCUCAAGAAGGUCUCGAAAGUCGGCGCCGUCAUGCUCGGCUGUGCCUUUAUGGCCAUGCAAUGCGCGAGCUACUACGGGUACCUCGACGUCAACUACAAGAAGCUCGAGCGUGACAUCACCGAUAUGCUCGACAUCAACAAGGACGGCAAAUUCGACGCCAAGGACGUCCAAGUCAUGUACAAGAAGAUGAUGGACAUCCUCGAGUUCAGUCUCCCCGCGGGCUCGGGCUACGCGGCGGGCUUCCUCGUCGGCUUCCGCUCCGGCUAACGCCUGAUGUUGCUUCAAAACGACAUUCAACCCUAACCACGAAUAUACUUUUGCCC
This is a messenger RNA of Saprolegnia parasitica CBS 223.65, 787 nucleotides long. RefSeq lists its product as hypothetical. The record is from RefSeq and is a predicted model, not a curated record. Gene Ontology annotation, cellular component: mitochondrial outer membrane. Gene Ontology annotation, biological process: autophagy of mitochondrion. NCBI's taxonomy places the organism in Eukaryota, Oomycota, Saprolegniomycetes, Saprolegniales, Saprolegniaceae. The coding region runs from base 30 to 731 and encodes 233 amino acids. The transcript has 3 exons.